Siniperca chuatsi (mandarin fish) is the source of this 3813-nucleotide messenger RNA. It is a transcript of the gene niban2b, whose product is annotated as niban apoptosis regulator 2b. The transcript is spliced from 15 exons. NCBI's taxonomy places the organism in Eukaryota, Metazoa, Chordata, Actinopteri, Centrarchiformes, Sinipercidae. The coding region runs from base 437 to 2884 and encodes 815 amino acids. The record is from RefSeq and is a predicted model, not a curated record.
UUCUGCUGGUUUAAAGAGGGUGUAUCUCCGAGGAACAGCCGUCCGUUUGCUACUCGGCCUACUUUUUCCCUUUCCCCUACCUCGCUGGCGUAGCUUUUUGAGUGUUUGCUACUGUCCGCCUCUUCUCUAAACUUCAGUCAGUUCAGGUCAUGUUGGAGAGGAAGUGAGAGGGCUUCUACAGGAGUCUACAUUUCUCUGAACGGAUUUUCCCGUGAUUGCCUUAAAGACUAGUUGUAGACCAGUGGAGUCACUGUGGGAUUUUGAGCUUCGUCCACCAUGGGGGACAUGAUUUCCAGUCACCUGGAUGAAGCCAAGCGGGAGAUUAUCACAGAUGUUUACACUACAGUACACUAAACAGAAUAUUGAAGGAAACCAUUGUCGGAAAUCUGUGAUACAGGCUAUAUCUACUUAAUGCAAAGCUCGGACUGGGGAGGUGAUGGGGGAGUUUGGUCAUCUGUAUGAAAAGCAGUAUGCAGUGGCUCUCUUCAACAAAGUUCGCUUUGACAUAGAAGGAGGACGUGGCCCGCAACCCCAGCUACUACACCGAAAGAUUCCUCUGACGAACAAGUCCAUCUUCUCUGGCUCACUCUGUCAGUACCUGGAGGAGAACAAGAAAUGGAGGAACCGCUUCUUCUUCGUUCCAGACUCCUACAACAUCAUCUAUUAUGACAAUAAAGCGUCCCAUGACAAACGCCUCCAUCCCAAAGGAACCAUCAACUGUGCCGGCUACAAAGUGCUGACAUCUAUGGAGCAAUACCUGGAUCUGAUCAGCAACAGUCUGCCUGGUGUGAAAGCCAAAGUGGGAAGUUCACCCUUCCUAAAUUGUGCCACCCAGUUCCCUCUGAUCCUCUGGCACCCUUAUGCCCGUCACUACUACUUCUGUGUGGUGACAGAGAAAGAGCAGCAGAAGUGGCACGCUGUCCUCCAGGACUGUGUCAGACACACCAAUAAUGUUAAUAUUCCCAUCCCAGGUUUGUCGGAGGAGAAUAAAGUCCAAACACCAGCCUUCACUGAUGCAGUGCGACUCUACCGCCAAGCCCAAGGACAAUAUGGCACCUGGGAGAUGAUGUGUGGCGUACCAUCACAGAUCCUGUCUAACCUGGUGAUGGAGGGCCUCCUCCCUGAGCUGAGAGAGCUCAUCUCCCCUCGUUUCAAAGGCAAACUACACGAGAGGCAAAGGAACUGGAUGCUGAUUAGUGAUGCGGUGUACAGCCUGGUGCAGGGGCAGUGUCAAGUCCAGUAUGAGAUGGUGUUGCAGAAGUGUGAGGCGACCCGCUCCUCUCUGGAAGCCUCUAUACAAACGGACAUGGACCAGAUCAUCACCUCCAAGGAGCAUGUCACUAACAAGAUCAGAGCGGUGGUUCUUCCAAAGGCCGAGAAGCUGCUGAAGGUGAGUAUCCAGCCCUACAUCAGCUCCAUCCUUGACGCCCUGAUGGAGCCGACCAGCCGAGGCUUCUCUGAGGUCCGCGAUGUGUUCUUCAGAGAACUGGUAGACAUGAGUAAGAACACCCUCAACGAGGGAACCAAGGAGACCGUGGCACAGCACAUGGAGAAGAUCUCCAUGCUGGCCUUCCAUCCAGUGAAGAUGCAGAGCUGCUAUGAGAAGGUGGAGCAGCUGAGUCUGGAGGGUCUGCAGCAGAGGUUUGACAUUUCCAGCCCCUCAGUGUUCGUCCAGAGGGCCCAGAUCCUCAUGAGAGAGCAAAUGGACAAUGCAGUUUAUACAUUUGAGCAGAUCCUUCACCAGAGUCUGGAGUCUCAGGGUACAGAGGAGCUCUGUAAGGCCAUCCAGCGCUGCCAAGACAGAGUCAUUAAGAAAUUUGACUAUGACAGCAGCACAGUGAGGAAGCGUUUCUUCCGUGAGGCCCUCCUCCAGAUCUUCAUCCCUUAUGUGCUGAAGCAGCUCAGCCCUUCCUGUGCCUCGGAGCUGCCGCGCUUCCAGGAGCUGAUCUUCGAGGACUUUUCCUGUUUCAUCCUGGUGGAGAACAUCUUUGAGGAGGUGGUUCUGCACUCGGUCAUGAAGGACAUCAUGAUGGCUGUGAAAGAGGUGGCAGUCCAGAGGAGACACAACCUGUAUAGGGAUAGCAUUGUCCUCAGCAACAGUGACCCCAGCCUGCACCUACUGGGAGAAAACCCCUCCAUCGACUGGGCCGGGCAGUACGGAGGAGCCCAGGAGGAUGCCGAUGGAGCAGGUGAGUAUGCUGAGGGUGAAGGAGGGGAGUCCCAGAAGAGGAGGAGGAUGAAGCAGGUGGUGUCCAUGAUCCAGGUGGAAGGCUCCCCAGUCCUACCCAACGAAUCAUGCAUGGAGGUGCCCAGCAUCAACGACAUCACGGAGGAUGAUGGAGAUGGGGAUGAGAACUCGGAUGUUAAAGCUUCUCCUAACCAGAAUGAAUCUGCAAGUCCCAAAGCUUCAGACAGCCAUCCAUUGUCAAAUGGUUCUGUCGUGAAGGAAGAGGAAGCCAAUCCAGAGGAGCAGGGUAAAGAAGAAGUCCCUCUGAAGGUUGAAAGUGCUUCAGAGGAGAAGUGUAAGGGAGAGGACAGCCAGCUGAUGGUGGUGGAGGAACAGCUACCCUCCAACCAGCAGGUGCCGGAGGAGGCAUUGCUACCGCUGCCUUGUCCCGAGGAAAUCACAUCUGGAGCUACAGAAGUGAUUCCAGAGAGCCCUCCGGAAGUGACAUCUGACUUCCGCCCACCUCCACACGACGACAGCAGCUUCCAGUCUCCCACUAGUGAAGGGACGGAGGCAGAGGAUGAGGAGAAGGAAGUGGCCCCUAGCACAGUGGCCCCACAGCACACAGAGGAGCACCCUGAGGUGAGGGAGACAAGUGUAGCUGCAGCACCAGAAGCAGAGUCCAAAACCAGUGGCUCUGAGACCAGAGACCAGUGAUUCCGUUUGUUUGACCCAAACUGAAUCCGGCUCGUGUUCUUUUUUUUUUCUUCUUUUUUUUUUGACAAAGAUUGAAAUCUGAUGUGGUUUAAAAAGCAUGAAGUGUUUUUUAGUUUUCUCACCAGUUUCAGGCAUAGUAAUCACUCGGCAGAUUUUUUUCACUGAGCAGGGCUCAGAUGCUGUCGUCAUUUUGAUAAAUGUAGUUUUUUCUGUAUAAUUUUCACAACUUUGCAUCUGACAGAAAAUCCUCUGCAAAGUCUGAGCUUUCAAUCCACAAGUUCCUUACUUUAUUUUCUCUUCACCUGGUAUAAAUGUGAGCACAAUGGACAACCUUGAGUCCAUAAUGGAGUUGCAAGAACAUCCCCUUUGAGGUGUCUUUGGUGAAAUACAUAUAAAUUGAUUUAGCUCUUAAGUCUGUCUUGUUUAACUACUGUGUGGCUUUCAAUAACCUUCAGCAAUUAGAUUUUUUUAUUUUAUUUGUAAAUGCAGUUUGUGCUAUUGGAAACUCACUUGGUUAUUAUUGGACCUAAUUAUCCAACAGAAAAUACUUUACAGAAUGUGGAAAAGUCUCGAAGGUGAUUUUUAAAAAUAUAUAUAAUUCAUUCAUUGUCUCAAUGUACACACUGACUUCUCAAGACAAGACAAUUUCUUUUGUGUUGGUGGGAAUAACACUUUUAUUCCUUAACAAAGAAAACUUGUAUAUAUUAUGUAUAAAUACUUCUAUGGACCAGUGAACUACCAAACUGCCUUUUUUACAUAUUCUUUUUUAAUAAUUUCAUCAGUGUCUUAGCUGAUCUCUCCACCCCCUAUUUUAUUUAUUAUUUUGCACCCCCCGUCUCUUUUUUGACCAGUGUACUUUUAGAUUUAUUUUACACUUGUGUGAUACAAAUGACUGUUAUUGAUAAUAAAUCUUUAUCAAUUAAUUAUUA